Amaranthus tricolor (Joseph's coat) is the source of this 3911-nucleotide messenger RNA. RefSeq names its product pumilio homolog 1-like. Gene Ontology annotation, molecular function: mRNA binding. The coding region runs from base 317 to 3358 and encodes 1013 amino acids. Gene Ontology annotation, cellular component: cytoplasm. The record is from RefSeq and is a predicted model, not a curated record. The transcript is spliced from 10 exons. Gene Ontology annotation, biological process: post-transcriptional regulation of gene expression. NCBI's taxonomy places the organism in Eukaryota, Viridiplantae, Streptophyta, Magnoliopsida, Caryophyllales, Amaranthaceae.
CCCCGCCACUGUAGGGUAAUAAACAAAUCUCAUCUCUAGAUUUAAUCUCGAUCGUCUAUCUCCUUUCUUCUCUCAUCUUGUGCUUAUCACUCUCUUUUACUUUCUCUCUCUUUACUUCCCUCACUUUUUCUCUCCCUUCAAAUUCACAUCCUCAAUGGCGAUAAAAACCCUAAUUCCACUGAUUUCUAAAUAUCUCUAACAUUUUCCAUCAUUCAGCUCAUAUUUUUUCAAUCGAACAUAAAUUUCAUACUUUUUCGUUAUUUUUGGCGCUGGUACGACCUUUUUGGAGUUUAUUGGUUUUAUUGGAGUGAAUGGAAUGAUAACGGAGAAGUAUAUGACCAUGACAUCUGAAGUAGGAGUACGAUCGAUCGAUUACGGUGAAGAAACGGUAGGAAAAGAGAGGGAAAGAGGUUAUGACAUUUUUCGAAGUCCUUCGGCGCCGCCUACGAUCGAUGGUAAUGGUAGUGUUGGAGGUUUAUUUAGCGUCGAUAAUGGCGGAAAUGGUGUAUUUUCGCGCGAAGUAUCGGAAGAUGAGUUAAGGUCUGAUCCAGCUUACAUAAAUUACUACUAUUCGAGUGUUAAUUUAAACCCAAGGCUACCCCCACCAUUGUUGUCCAAAGAAGAUUGGAGGUUUGCUCAGAGGUUGAGUAGUGGGCCUGGGAAUGGGUCUGGGCUGGGAGGGAUUGGAGAUAGGAGGAAAGUGAUUGGAGGUAUAAAUAAUUGGGAAGAAGAGUUUAAUGUAAGUAAUAAUAAUGGUAAUAAUGGUGACAUUAAUAAUAAUGGGGUAAACGGAAAUUCCUUGUUUUCUGUAGGAUUUAAUGGUGUGAAAGAGGAAGAGAGUAAUGGACAAACUGAAUGGAAUGGUGUUGGAUUGCCUGGAUUAGGGUUGGGAAGUAGGCAGAAAAGUAUUGCUGAAAUUAUUCAGGACGACUUGAAUAAUUCUACCUCUGCUGCUAGGCUACCGUCUCGACCAGCUAGCCUCAAUGGAUUUGAUGAGAACAUUGCAACUUCUGAGGCUAAGUUGGCUCCCUUGUCGUCAACAGAACCUUUGCAUGGUGGAGUCCUGCAAGGCCUUUCAGCAAACCGCAAUGGUGAUGUUUCAGCUUCUCUUAGUUAUGCUUCUGCUUUAGGCGCAUCCUUGUCAAGGAGCACCACUCCUGAUCCUCAGCUCAUUGCUAGAGCUCCUAGUCCUCGCAUCCCCACAGCUGGUGAAGGCAGAAUUAACUCAAUUGACAAAAGAAGUGUGCACAGUCCUAAUUCUCUUCAUGCCACUUCAAACGGACCUAGUGCUGCUACAGAUCUUGUAUCUGCCUUAUCCGGCAUGAGUCUGUCUUCGGACGCUCAGAUGGACGAGGAGAGGCAUAUGAGAUUGCAAUUUCAGCGCGGGGUUGGUGACCACCGAAACUUGUUCAAUCUACAUGGUGAUCAUAACCAUGUCAAAAAGAGUGCUCACUUGAAUUCUGCUGAGUUUGCUCCACUCAAGCAGCAGUCUGUAUCCCAUUCUACUAAAGGCUCAUAUCCGGCUAAGGGAAAUUUCAGUGGAAGGGAUCAAAACCACUACUUCAGGUCUGAUGGAGUUGAGCAUCACAAACAUGGUGGACCAAAUUCACCCUCUAACUUUCACAGUGUUGGCAGUCCUAGCUCAGCUAUUCCAAAUUACAGCCUCAGUGGACACAAUAUCAAUCCUGCUUUGGCAUCAAUGAUGGCUGGUCAGCUUGGCAGUGGGGCAUUGCCACCAUUAUUCGAAAAUGCUGCUGCCUCUGCCAUUGGUGUUGGUGGUUUGGAUUCUAGGGCACUGGGAGGAAGCGUGCCUUCGCGAGCAAACUUGAUCGCUGCUGCUGCAGAGCUGCAAAAUGCCGGUUGGGGGGGAAGUCAAUCUCAGUUGGACCCCCUGUAUCUGCACUAUUUAACAUCAAAUGAUUAUUCUGCUGCCCAGUUGGCUGCUCUGAAUGACCCUUCCCUUGAUGGAGGCAAUUCUUACAUGGAUUUUCUAGCACUCCAGAAAGCUUAUUUGGGAUUGCUGUCACCACAAAAAUCAGAUCGGCCUUACCUUGGUAAAUCCGCUGGACUGAAUCAUGGCUACUAUGGCAACCCAGGUUUUGGGAUUGGCACAGGGUAUGCUGGAAAUCAUUUAGGAAGUUCACUUCUUCCUAACUCCCCUGGUAGUCCUUUGAGACAUGGUGAGAGGAAUAUGAGGUUGUCUUCUGGGAUGAGGAACUUAGCUGCUGGCAUGAUGGGAAACUGGGGAUCCGAAACCGGAAGCUUCAUGGAGAACAGCUUUGUGUCCUCUCUGCUUGAUGAAUUUAAGAGCAACAAGACUAAAUGUUUUGAGCUCUCUGAAAUUGCUGGUCAUGUUGUUGAGUUUAGUGCGGAUCAGUAUGGCAGUCGCUUCAUCCAGCAGAAACUUGAAACAGCUACACCAGAAGAGAAGAAUAUGGUUUUCCAUGAAAUAAUUCCCCAAGCAUUGUCACUGAUGACAGAUGUUUUUGGUAACUACGUCAUUCAAAAGUUUUUUGAGCAUGGAACUGCAUCACAAAUUAGGGAACUAGCUGACAAACUCACUGGUCAUGUUCUCACACUGAGCCUUCAAAUGUAUGGCUGCAGAGUAAUUCAGAAGGCCAUUGAAGUUGUCAAUUUAGACCAGCAGAAAAAGAUGGUUGUGGAGCUGGAUGGCCAUGUGAUGCGCUGUGUGCGUGACCAAAAUGGGAAUCACGUUAUCCAGAAGUGCAUUGAGUGCAUACCUGAAGAUGCUAUCCAGUUCAUUAUAUUAACUUUUUAUGAUCAAGUUGUGACAUUGUCAACCCAUCCAUAUGGGUGUCGAGUCAUCCAGAGAGUUUUGGAACACUGCCAUGACCCUACAACCCAACGUAUUGUGAUGGAGGAGAUUAUGCAGUCCAUCUCUAUGUUGUCCCAGGAUCAGUAUGGGAAUUAUGUUGUUCAGCACGUGCUGGAGCACGGAAAGCCACAUGAACGCUCUGCUAUAAUAACCAAAUUGACUGGGAAGAUAGUUCAAAUGAGUCAACAAAAAUUUGCUUCAAAUGUGAUAGAAAAAUGUCUUGCGUUUGGCGAUACAACAGAGCGCCGCAAUAUGGUGAAUGAAAUGCUUGGAGCUACUGAUGAUAAUGAGCCACUUCAGGUGAUGAUGAAAGAUCAGUUUGCAAACUAUGUUGUGCAAAAAGUGCUGGAAACUUGUGAUGACCAGCAGCUCGAAGUGAUUCUCUCACGAAUAAAGAAUCAUCUGAAUGCACUGAAGAAGUAUACAUAUGGAAAGCAUAUUGUUGCCCGUGUAGAAAAACUUGUUGCAGCUGGAGAGAGGAGAAUCAGCUUGCAGACUCCCUAUCCUGCUCCAGUGGCAUAGAUUAAAAAGAGAAGAGGAGAACCAGUUUGCUGUCUCCCUCCCUACCCAGCUCCGAUGGCAUAGAAGAAAAAGGCGUUGUACAGCUAACUGAGGCUAGUAGGAAAGUGGUUCUCUCUACCCUUUGUUUUGUUUUAUGCCUGCUGUAGCUCCCGUCUAUUUAUUAAGGUUGGACCGAGAGCUGAAUGAAAAAUAAAAGUCUGUUGCAACUGUAAAACUGUAAAUUGUAGCGUUUUCUUUUGUUUCUCGAGAAUAUAUAUAUACCUAGAAAACCAGGUUAGUUCAAGGCUCAAAUGGUACAAGUUACCAGAUGCCCCCUCCCCUUGCCGUAGAGACUUGAAAAAAUUACUGUACAAGUUUCGAGGGUGUAUAGAGAAGGCUGUGGAGGUAGUAAUAUUUACGACUUAAGACUGUACAGAUCGUUGCUAGCCGCAGAAGAAGAGCGAAAGAGAGAGCCUUCGUGUUAGAACUUAGAAUUGAGGCUAUAAGUUUUCCUUUUUUCUUUUUAACUGUGUAUCGGAUUGAUAAUUUCUUCUUUGAAAGAACAAUUUUCUCA